CUUUAUCUUUCUUAAAGCCCUUUUCUUAAUAAAAUUCUAUGAUUUUCACUUACUCAAUUUUGACUUGAUAUUAUCCUGAUAAUAGUCCUUAUCCUCUGAGUUUCUGUUUAUCUAUAAAAAUCCUUUCAUUUUCUUUCUGCAUCUAAGAAUCUGUUUCUAAUACUAUCUGACCUCCCCAAUAUUUUAAUGUGGGUUCACACUGUAAAAGGACUUGUAAUAAGGCAAGAUGCCACUUUAUUCAACUGUAUUAUUAUUUGCACACCAGUGUAAAAAAAUAGAACCUUUCCUUUGAAAAAGUCUCCCUAAGACCAGGUGGUACAGAGCACUUUAACAAACUUUCUGCAUCAUCAUAAAUUUCUCACAUACUUGGAAACAAACAGAUAUAACUAUUAUGGAUUGUAAUUUUAUAAGAGUUUAUCUCCCCUGGUUAGAUUAUGGCAAAGGGUAAAUGGAGUUCUUUAUGUUCUACUGUAAAGGGUGUGGGCAGAUGGAGACAGUCCCUAGCUUUGUGCUCACAAUUAUUAUAGCUCACGCAAUGUAAUGGAAUAACCUAUACAUUAAGCCAUUUAAUGGAAUAAUACUUGAAAAAGUCCUUUAAACGUUUUGAAAAGGCUUAGUUUGGAUCGACACUUCCAAAACAGGCUGAGUUAAGAAUGUUAGUUUAUCAAUCAGGACGCAGGGUGGCGCUGCCGGCUAAGAUUGUGAAUAAAGAGUCCUAGAAAGCUCGCGUAUUCCUUUGCUGCAAGACGGAACCACCACCACAAGAAGCUCUGCCAGCAGUACUGGGCUACCAACGAAUUUGGGCAGCGAUAUUCUAAGCGAAUUUAAGAUUACAAGUAACUCUGUGAGGAUUCUACCAAGCAAGAAAAUUGAACACCUCUGGCCUUUUUCUGGUUGCUGAAGGGGGACUGGAUAUAAGUACCCUGGCUCCAACAUGGAGACGCUAGAGAGAAGCCAACCCAACAGGCAAGUGACCACCUUUAUUUUGACGGUAUUCUUGUCUCAGGCUAGCCCUGCGCCUAUUCGUUAUUCUGUUCUGGAAGAAACAGAGAGCGGCUCCUUUAUAGCCCAUUUAACCAAGGACCUGGGCCUGGGAAUUGGGGAGCUGAACGCCCGGUCGGCUCGGGUGGUUUGUGACGAUGACAAGCAGCGCUUGCUGCUGGAUCGUCAGACUGGAGAUUUGCUUCUGAGGGAGAAACUAGACCGGGAAGACAUAUGUGGCUCCGUUGAACCCUGUGUGCUGCAUUUCCAAGUGUUCCUAGAAACUCCAGUGCAAUUUUUUGAAGGAGAAUUAUUAAUACAGGACUUAAAUGACCACUCCCCAGUAUUCCCGAAUAGGGAAAUGCUUUUGAAAAUACCGGAAAACAGCCAGCCAGGGACUGUAUUUCCGUUGAAAUUAGCUCAGGAUUUGGAUGUGGGUAGCAACGGUCUUCAAAAAUACACUAUCAACGCCAAUUCUCAUUUUCACGUUCUCACGCGAAAUCAUAGUGAUGGCAAGAAAUAUCCAGAUUUGGUGCAGGACAAAGUGCUGGAUCGAGAGGAGCAGUCAGAGUUCAGCUUAACCCUAAUGGCGCUGGAUGGUGGGUCUCCACCUAGGUCCGGGACCAGCAUGGUGCGAAUCCUGAUCUUGGACGUCAAUGACAAUGCUCCCGAGUUUGUGCACACUCCAUAUGAGGUGCAGGUUCUGGAAAACAGCCCCCUAGAUUCCCUAAUACUUACAGUUUUAGCUAGGGAUGUAGAUGCUGGAAGCUUUGGGACUGUUUCCUAUAGCUUGUUCCAAGCCUCAGAGGAAAUUAAACAAACUUUCUCAAUAAAUGAAGUCACAGGAGAAAUCCGACUGACAAAGAAAUUGGAUUUUGAACAAAUCAAAUCCUACCACGUGGAAACUGAGGCUACAGAUGGAGGAGGCCUUUCUGGGAAAGGCACUGUAGUCAUAGAGGUGGUAGAUGUGAAUGACAAUGCCCCUGAACUUACCAUAUCUUCACUCAUCAGCUCCAUCCCAGAAAAUGCCCCGGAGACCGUAGUCUCUAUCUUCCGAAUUCGAGAUAGAGACUCCGGAGACAAUGGAAAGAUGAUUUGCUCCAUUCCAGACAAUCUGCCAUUUAUUCUAAGACCGACUUUCAAGAAUUUCUACACCCUGGUAACCGAUAGCCCUCUUGACAGAGAAAAUCAAGCCGAGUACAACAUCACGAUCACGGUCACUGACAUGGGAACCCCCAGACUGAAAACCGAGCACAACAUAACCGUGCUGGUGUCCGACGUCAACGACAACGCCCCCGCCUUCACCCAGACCUCCUACACCCUGUGGGUCCGCGAGAACAACAGCCCCGCCCUGCACAUCGGCAGCGUCAGCGCCACAGACACAGACGCGGGCGCCAACGCCCAGGUCACCUACUCGCUGCUGCCGCCGCCCGACCCACACGUAGCCCUCGCCUCCCUCGUGUCCAUCAACCCCGACAACGGCCACCUCUUCGCCCUCACGUCCCUGGACUACGAGGCCCUGCGGGCCUUCGAGUUCCGCGUGGGCGCCGCCGACCGCGGCUCGCCCGCGCUCAGCAGCCAGGCGCUGGUGCGCGUGCUCGUGGAGGACGCCAACGACAACGCGCCCUUCGUGCUCUACCCGCUGCAGAACGCCUCGGCGCCCUGCACCGAGCUGGUGCCCAGGGCGGCCGAGCCCGGCUACCUGGUGACCAAGGUGGUGGCGGUGGACGGCGACGCGGGCCAGAACGCCUGGCUGUCGUACCAGCUGCUCAAGGCCACGGAGCCCGGGCUGUUCGGCGUGUGGGCGCACAACGGCGAGGUGCGCACGGCGCGGCUGCUGAGCGAGCGCGACGCGCCCAAGCAGCGGCUGGUGGUGCUGGUCAAGGACAACGGCGAGCCGCCGCUGUCGGCCAGCGUCACGCUGCACGUGCUGCUGGUGGACGGCUUCUCGCAGCCCUACCUGCCGCCCCCGGAAGCGGAAGCGGCGGCCGCGGCGCCGGCCGACCCGCUCACCGUCUACCUGGUGGUGGCCUUGGCGUCGGUGUCGUCGCUCUUCGUCUUCUCGGUGCUGGUGUUCGUGGCGGUGCGGCUGUGCAGGAGGGGCGGGGCGGGCUCGGCGGGUCGCUGCCCGGUGCCCGAGGGCCACUUCCCGGGCCACCUGGUGGACGUCAGCGGCACGGGGACCCUGUCGCAGAGCUACCAGUACGAGGUGUGUCUGACGGGGGACCAUAGAACUGGUGAGUUCAAAUUCCUGAAGCCAAUAUUCCCUAACCUCUUGGUUCAGGACACUGAGAAAGAAAUCAAGGAAAGCCCCAACUGUAGAAACAGCUUUGUAUUCAGUUAAAUGCCGUUAUUUGGUUAAGUGAGCCUCUCAAUUUUGUUAAGCCUAACUCACAUUGCAAUAUUUUCCUCUUAAGAGAUUGUCCUGUUCCAUAAAUUUGUAUAUCUCUGUUCCAAACUUAUGCAUGUCUCUACUAAAUGUUCCUUUUAUAGUAUUCAUUGGAUUUAGCAUUUUUAGUUACAGUUGAUAUUAUUUCUUCCUAUUUUACCUUCGCUUGGUGAUUAAUGUUUUCAUAACUAUAAAUUACUGAAGCCGUAAAAGAAAUUCCAUUAACAUUUAAAUCAACCUCUUUUAAUGUCUUUUUAAGGAAAUACUUUAAAGCUUUUGCGUAAUCUUGAAUUUCUGUAUGUUUUUGGUGCUUUUCUUUACUUACAUUUGCAAGGGCAGAGUGUUACUUACAUUUGCAAGGGUAGAGUGUUAGAAAUUCUUUGUAGGUACCUAGAGCUUCCUGUUCACCAUUCUACCAGGCUGUGCCCCACUAAAUAGCCAUGAGCAUAUAACUUGGUAUACUUGUUUCUGGUAAGUUGCACCUAAACAUGCACUUUAUUAAAUUAUUAAUACACAAUUGUGACCUUAUCCCAUUCUGAGUACUAUAUAUGCUAGAGAUUAUUCAUUUGCUACGUACCUAGCACAUUGUAAUUGCUUCAGGAAUACUAAUAUUAAAAUAAAAAUAUUCUUAUUUAUAAAUAAGAGAAAAUCUUAUAUAAUUUGGUAUCAAAUUCACUUCACUAAAAUAAAACUAAUUCACUGCAUGAUAACAUACUUAAAAAUCUUAGAACUUUAAGUAAACCCUAAAUCCUUUAGAAGGACUCAAGAGGUAGAGGGCAUCAUAUACUUCCCUGUCCUUCUUUUGCCCUGUUAACAGAAGUUCAAAUGUAAGUAUAAAGUAUGUGUUUUUCUUGGCUCUCAUACAGUUUUUCCAUAUCCUUCAAAAAAGGCAUAAUUUCUCUUGAGUUUUAUUGAUUGUGUUCUAGUCUGAUUACUCUGUUAUUUUGUAAACAUGAGCAGCUUUUAUCAACAAAAUGAUGAUUUAUUUUUGAUGUCCAAAUUACCUUUUGUUUUUCAAUGUAGCUUUUGUGUAUUUUGCAUAAAUUUACUUUUUCAAUUAUGCUAACUUUCCAAUAAUAAGCAUUGUUUUUUCCUUUAAGACAAUAAGAAUAGAAAUAGAGAUUAAGAAAUAAACUUAUCUGAAUUAUAAUUGUCUUAUGUUGUGCUCAUUAGGCCAAUUAAGAUGAUUUGUGAUUUCUAACUAAAUUUAUAUAGCUAUACCUAUAAGACCACUUAUUGAACUUUUGGCACAAUAUGAGUAAUUAGAGUUUGCUUUAUAACCUAAGUAUUUAUUUUUAAAUCUCAAGUGUCAUCCUACUGGAAUUUAAUUAUUUCAUGUUUCCCUGAAUUACAUUUUAAAAAAUAUAACAAAAAAGAAAAAUUAUUCUUUAAGUUAUUAUUAAAACAUAGCUUUUAGCUUUCAUCCAAUCUAAUACUUGAAAUUAGAAAGUAAUAAAAGUAUGAACAAAAUCAAAUAUAUGAAAUUUAGUAGCCAGCUUUAAUGAGUUCACCAUUUAACAUUAGAUAUUUAAAUAGUUUUAUGUAUGAGGACAAGAAAUAUGAUUGAAGUUUUCAGCAAUAAGUUUCAACAUUAUAAAAGUAUAACUUCAUGUUUUUGUGCAUGCCAGGAAAGCCCAACUUUUAUAAUAACCCAAAUGAGACUGGCCAAAUAAACACUCAGAACCUACGUUUAUGAAUUUAUAUGAGUAAAUUUAUGAAUUACUUUGUGUAUUACCUUAUAAAUUGCUGUGUGUAUUCAUUAAGCAUAGAUCAUUCCUUACCAGUUCAGGAUCACUAUCAGACUCUAGGAUAGAACAGGUUAACAUUUUAAAAUUCAGUGAUUAUAAUUUAAUAGUAAAUAUAAUCCAGAUAAUUUCCACAAAGUGAAUACCUUAUGAAAAAUUGGACAAUUCUUUUCUGCAAAACAAAAAUAGAGAAUGGAGGCCAAAUAACUGGAUAAUAAUACCCAUUUGAAUCACAGUUUCUCAAGUACUUCUAUUAUAUUUUGACAUUUUUUACAAUUCCUUUGUUGUUUUUAUGCACAGUAUAUACUGAGUUUAAUACAUGCUGUUUUAGGGGCAGACAUUUUACUGAAGGCUAUAUAACCCACAUCACUGUUAAGACCUUGUAUUUCUUACUGGAUUUCUCUAGUGGCUCAGCAGUAAAGAACCCACCUGCCAAUGCAGGAGAUGAG
Messenger RNA from Odocoileus virginianus texanus, 5564 nucleotides. Its product is annotated as protocadherin beta-4. Lineage: Eukaryota; Metazoa; Chordata; Mammalia; Artiodactyla; Cervidae. Gene Ontology annotation, biological process: homophilic cell-cell adhesion. The record is from RefSeq and is a predicted model, not a curated record. Gene Ontology annotation, molecular function: calcium ion binding. Gene Ontology annotation, cellular component: plasma membrane.